This is a messenger RNA of Suillus bovinus, 1017 nucleotides long. RefSeq lists its product as uncharacterized. NCBI's taxonomy places the organism in Eukaryota, Fungi, Basidiomycota, Agaricomycetes, Boletales, Suillaceae. The record is from RefSeq and is a predicted model, not a curated record. Bases 1 to 1017 code for a protein of 338 amino acids. The transcript is spliced from 6 exons.
AUGUCGUCUGCAAUACCCAAGGCCGUAUUGUACUACAGCCCACAAUCUGUGUGGUCCUCUGCGGUACUUCUUGCACUCAGCGAGAAAGGAUACGGAGAGGAUGAAGUUGAUCUCAAGGUUGUCGACAUCAACAAAGGACAAGAAUUUUCCCCGACCUUCCUCAGGUUGAGCCCCAAAGCAAUGGUGCCAACUCUCAUUGUACCCCUCCGCGGCUCUCUCGCAUCUGAUGUUGCAAGCCGUUUCAAGGCUAUCUCUGACACGAAAGCACUGAUCGAGUUCCUGGACAAAUCUCGGUCCCAAUCAUCUCACACGCACACUACAUCAAGCGCUCCAGCUCCAUCAUUGUCCCCUGCGACAGUUGCAUUCGCCAGUGCAUCCAGCAAGAUUAUUGACUCUAUUCAUGCUGAUGAGGUCUCUCCCGAUCGCUUGCAGUACUUGAAUGCUCGUGAUCAAGCCUCACUUCAAGAACUUGGAAAGUCUCUGGUCCCUAUCCUUGAAUCCAGACGGGCGGCAAUCGUGGGAUAUCUCACCGACUGUGAACAGAAAACACUGCAGAUGUCUGAAAAGACCAAGUCAUUCUGGCGAGAGAAACAAGCGGAGGCAGAGACGGCACUGAGCGUGUUUAGCGGGAAUGAUGUCGACGGAUACUUAUCACGCUCUAGGAUUAUGUGGGAAAUCACAAUUCCAGGUGUUCUCACUCGGUUGAACGAGGAGUUCAUUGGGCCCUACGCGUUAGGUUCGUCGAGAAGCUACUUUGUUUGGCUCAUGAUCACAGAACAUGACACAGGUGAUCAGGUCUCUAUCGUGGAUAUUCAUUUAAGCGCUUGGCUUUCUCACCUUGUCAGACUGGCUGGCGGAAGCCCUUACGAUAAUGGAGAUGUUGCUAUUAAAAGAGUGGAAAAACAUAUUGGAAGUGGUGGGUUUGUCUUUCCCGAGGAUUUCUUGCCUUCAGCUUUUAGCCCAUUCACGGAAGAAAAAAGCAGUUGCGAGGAGCAAGCUAGCAGCAUUUUGGGAUGA